Molecule: messenger RNA, 1500 nt
Organism: Cylindrotheca closterium
Lineage: Eukaryota; Bacillariophyta; Bacillariophyceae; Bacillariales; Bacillariaceae
Source: the annotation of a GenBank genome assembly
AUGCGUCGCCUGACAUCGAAGAAAAGGUUUAGCUCACUGACCGGCAGAGUUACAGAAGAUGACGAAUUUUCUUUGGAUGAUGACGUCCUUGCCAGGCAACCGUCCUCUACAACGUCACUCUUUAACGACUAUGGUUUCAGUGACGAUGAAGAAGAUGUAAAGGGUUCCUUCAAGAUCCAAGACUCUCUUUACUUUGAUGAAAGCAGAAGGGAAGACGUGAAAGAGAAAAUCAAGACAAAGAAACAACCGAAGCAGCCUCGACCAAGCGGGGCUUUGGAGGAUCUCCUUUCUCCCGCAUUACCGGAACAGGCACAGAAGCAGAAAACAGGAAAACGAUCUCCCAAAGCCAAAAAGAGCAAGAUCAAGUCACGGAAUUCGUCUGACCAGAUAGACAAGAAAACAAGAAAAAAGUCUGUCUCUAAGAAGUCUCCAUCCGUUGGAUAUCUGGACUCCAAGUCGAUAGGAGGAGGUGACCCGCAGUUGGAUUAUCGGAAUCAAAGCUGGAAUCAGUCCACCAGCUCUUUCAUCGAGGUCAACGAAAGCGACUAUGAAACAGACACAGACGACGACUUGGAAUUUGGUGGUUCUGACAGCAAAAAGCAAACGAGCCACAACUCUUUGGUGGAGAGGGCUUUGUCCAAGGAACGAUCUUCCUUAAGACGAAGCUUGUCGAAGAAGAGGGUGAUGGACGCCUUGUCUGUGUCCAACCACAGGAAGGAAAGAGAAGAGGUCUCUGACAACGGUCAGCGAUCUCUUAAACGAAGCCUUUCAGCGAAGAGGAUGAUUGAUGCCCUGGCCCUUUCUAGUCACAAAAAAGACAACGCAGAAGCGGCGCAAAUGAGAACUCGGAGAGCUAUGACCAAAAAGGAUUUUUUGGAGGGAUCUUCGCCAUCCGACUUUAAACCCAAACGGUCCUCUUCGCUCAAGAGUUCAUCCUCACGACACAGGGGCCUGGACACAUCCAACCAUUCUACCAGAUCAUCAUCUAAGCCCAGACUACCCAGAAACAAAAGUUUUGACGAGGAUGCAAAGUGUCUACGAUCGCCUUCAAGUAGCCGAAAAAAGAAGAUUGGCUUGGACUAUUCCAACCAUUCAGAGAGAUCUUCGUCAGUGACUAGAAAAAAGAAUAAAGACUUGGACCGCUCCAGUCACUCGUCGACCCCGAAACGAUCAUCGUCUGUCAAGAGAAAGAAGAAGGAUCAACUGAACCAAUCCACCCAUUUGCCGGAACGCGGGCGACGCAGUGCUUCAAAGACUAGAGUAACUGAGGACUCUGGGUUCUUAUCUCCAGGAUCAACGAAACAGAAAGGACGGCGGGUACCAAUCAAGAAGCAAUCAUCUAAUGUGGACGAUGAGACGACAAGACGGAAACUGAACGAUAUGAGUUUGUCCACUUCCGAGCAUGGGCGACCAAGACGUUCCUCAAGAGUUGGGAAGGAUAGUGAUGAGAACGAGAAGUUGAUGAGAAAAAUGAAACGACGGAAUUCGAGUUCUGGAUAA